GAUAAGUUUAUCAAGAACUUGUGGCAACUUUGCUUGUGACUGCUGUGGUUGUAACUUGUUGUUCCACUGCAGACAGGGGUGAAUUUCACAUGGGAAGCAAGUUUCUGAGGCCUCUCUGUUUGUUCCUUAGUCACAGUUCUAUCCAGGUUUGAUGUCCAGUCAGUAUACCAUAUGUGAAUAUGUAUAUGGCCAGCAUUUGUCCUGACUGGUUGGUGCCCACAUUGUAUUGAUUGUUAACUAUUUUGAGAAUCAUGUCUAACUCUCACCAUCCAUCUUUCCUCAUUUUAUGCCAGAUCAGAAGUUUCUCUAAUUUGUUUGUGGUUUAUUCAUACAGAGAAAUUCCUACCUUUUCUUCUCAGGCUCUUAAAUAAUUUUAUUAAAAAAAAUUCCUGGAAAGACUUACCUGACAGUCCAUUGGUUAAGAAUCUGCCUUCUUAACCACUUAACCAGUCUUCAAGGGGACACAGGUUCAAUCCCUGAUCUAGGAGCUAAAAGUCCCACAUGGGCGCCCCGAGCCGACAUUGAUAGGUCUUCGCGAUUCGGCCCGACACGCCCCCUCUCGCGACAUCAUGGUGGCGUACUGGCGACAGGCUGGACUCAGCUAUAUCCGAUACUCCCAGAUCUGUGCAAAAGCAGUCAGAGAUGCACUGAAGAUUGAAUUCAAAGCAAACGCCAUGAAGACUUCUGGCAUAAAAAUUGUGAAAGUGAAAAAGGAAUAAUCUACCCUGAGUACAGCCUGAAUGCUGCAUGUUCAAGGUGAAGCUGUGGGCACGUAUUAUAGCAGAUUGGAAACCAUCUCCCUUCAUGGAAAAAAAACAAAAUAAUACCUGUCUUGCUCAUAGAUUGACAAUGCCAGUAAAUUAAAGUACAGUUCACUCUAAAAAAAAAAA
Molecule: messenger RNA, 890 nt
Organism: Bubalus bubalis (water buffalo)
Lineage: Eukaryota; Metazoa; Chordata; Mammalia; Artiodactyla; Bovidae
Product: ATP synthase subunit epsilon, mitochondrial
Exons: 1
Coding region: 570-719 (49 amino acids)
Biological process (GO): proton motive force-driven mitochondrial ATP synthesis
Cellular component (GO): mitochondrial inner membrane
Molecular function (GO): proton-transporting ATP synthase activity, rotational mechanism
Source: RefSeq, a predicted model, not a curated record